Molecule: messenger RNA, 1169 nt
Organism: Seriola dumerili (greater amberjack)
Lineage: Eukaryota; Metazoa; Chordata; Actinopteri; Carangiformes; Carangidae
Gene: zmynd12
Product: zinc finger MYND-type containing 12
Exons: 9
Coding region: 39-1160 (373 amino acids)
Molecular function (GO): protein binding
Source: RefSeq, a predicted model, not a curated record
CGUGUGUUUAUCCACUUUAACUGGGCUUUCUUGUAACAAUGGAAGCUGAGCGUCAAGUUUUCGGGACAACAUCAAAGAUAAUUCCUCUUGCCAUACCCAAGGGAACGGAAAAGUUGUGUGAACUUUGUCAAAGACGAGCGCACCUGCAAUGCGACAAUUGUUGCGUCACCUUUUACUGUGAUGCAGAGCACCAGCAGGCUGAUUGGGUGGGGAUCCAUGAAAAAAUCUGUCAGUUGCUUAUUCCCAUUCGCACCCCAACACUCUUUAGUCUCCAGCGGACUGGCCGCAUUGAAAUACAGCUUAAAAAGUCUAGAGAUAGGCAAGCAGAGCUGAUUGAGAUUUGCAGGUCAGUGGCUCAGAGCAAACUCUCUGAGGGGAAACACCAGGAGGCUUUGCCUGCUGCCCAGUUCUGCCUGUGCUGUUCCAUGGAUGUCCAUGGCCCCAGUACUGUCGAACUGGUCCCCGCCUACCUGCUGCUGGCAGAGGCCAACAUGGGUUUGGGUAAUAUAACCCUGGUGACAGAGCUCCUGUCCCAGGCUGAGUGGGCAGUCUUGAAGAGCCCAGAAUGUGGUCACGCAGUCCACCAUCGGCUGCACAGGAGCCUAGGCCGCCUCCACACAAUGACUGGAAACCUGGAAGCAGCUCUACUUAACUUUGCAAAUGAUAUACACUUUGCCAGUGAGGAGUAUGGUCUGCAUAGCACAGUCACUUGCAAUGGCUACUUUCUCAUGGCUAACGUGUUUGCCAAACAGGGGAAGAUGCCCAUUGCUCGCUCCUUGUACUCUGAGGUGGCAAAUACUUGGCACUGCCAUCUGACCAAACUCCUCAAAACCCACGUCCAAAAUAUCCAAAAUCCUGACAUGUUGUUGGAGCCCUCUUAUGACAAAGCCUGGCAAGUUGAAGCGGACAAGAUGUUCAGAACCAUGGUGGAGUUUGAACAGAAUAACUCCAGGAAAGACUCUGCUCAGAUCGCACUGGUGACCCACUGUCUGGCCAUGCUGUGCUUUCUGGGAGGAGACUUCUUAAAGGCACUGGGAUUUGGCAGCACAGCCCUGCAGGCCAGCCAGCUGAUACCGAACCAUGACCUGACAGAGCCCAUCCAGGGCCUGUUGCAGCUAGUGAAGAGUCUGCAGACAGACCCACAUCCUGGUCCUGACUAGUCAACCUUC